Haliotis rufescens (red abalone) is the source of this 2292-nucleotide messenger RNA. Its product is annotated as chondroitin sulfate synthase sqv-5-like. NCBI's taxonomy places the organism in Eukaryota, Metazoa, Mollusca, Gastropoda, Lepetellida, Haliotidae. The record is from RefSeq and is a predicted model, not a curated record. The transcript has 2 exons. The coding region runs from base 139 to 1899 and encodes 586 amino acids. Gene Ontology annotation, cellular component: Golgi cisterna membrane. Gene Ontology annotation, molecular function: glucuronosyl-N-acetylgalactosaminyl-proteoglycan 4-beta-N-acetylgalactosaminyltransferase activity.
CCUACACAAACACGGACUGAAAGAUUCAGAAAAUCUUUAUUUAUUUUCACGAUCGGAUUAAUAUGUGGUGUAGUUUUAUUUCAUACGUACUUAAAACAAUAUGGGUGCCUACUGAAUUUAGCAUCGGCUGGUAUUCCAAUGACACCGACAAUAUUUGCUGGCAUCAUAAGGAAUGAAAAUGAUGCAAAUGAGACAAUGGGAUUACAAAGGAUGCUGCAGUACGACAAGGUGUACGUUACUGGCCUUGUCUGCGAGAAGCAAGGUGGAGAUGUAAAAUCUUCUGUCGUCCAUCUAGGAUGCCUUCAGCAGCUGUAUCAGCAUCAGAAUAUGUAUGAAUGGUUCGUGUUGACAGCUGAUGUCGUCAAUCUCCACGUUCUGCCGACACUGUUGUUGUCUCUUCCUCAUCACGUCCCGGUAUCUCUCGUCUACCCAGAAUGCCCUAGCCUGUCUUACCUACCUGGCCUGCCCCACUUGCUCAUAUUGAACCAGGCAACACUUCACCUGCUACUGAGAGAAAGUACCAGGAGCGCCAACUCUACAAUAUGUACGUUGAUGCAAGACACAAUCAACUUGCCAUUGGAAAAGGUUACGGCCAUGUAUGAAAGGACGAGUCAUGGAGAUACAACGAACGUUUUUCAUAUGAAAACAUCCAUGCCGAAAGACAACUUUUAUACUGCAUUGAUAAGACAAAACGAAGCGAGGCUCCGGCAGCUUCAGAUUCGGACUGUUCACCUGACACAAUCCAUCAGCUAUAUUGACAUAACACAGUUGUCAGAACAGCCUUUGUCACCCGUCAUUACAAGACGUGUACGGGAGGGCAGAUACGCACUGAAGGAAUGGGAUUUUAUAAAUGCAUCCGUAGUUCAUGCCCUCUCCAACAGCAAUGCUCAACCCACAGAAACCAUCUACAACAGAGGAAGAGAACUCAUUCUGAACAAAUCGCUUAAUAUUGGCAUGAACGUCAUUUCCAGUACUCGACCUGCCUACACCUAUCAAAGAGUAGUUGUUGGGAGAGCAGUAGAACAUAUUAUGGUCAAUAAACACACAAAAAGCUCCAUUCUACCAAACUACAAAACAAUUCAACGUUUCGAUACACUCAGAUUCCAAGAAAUAAAGACACAGAGGGAUCUGGAUCUGGUUAUAGUCCUUCCCUUGUUAAAAAGGUCUGCUGAUUUCAUCCGUUUUAUCAAACGGUUAAGAUCAGUAGCUUUGGAUUUCAAAGGGUCUCUUAUGCUAAAUGUCGUGUUAUUCAGAGAUCAAAAAGGGGAAUACAAGAGGUCCUUCAACGCUGCAAAUCAAACGUCUGACGGCCUUGUCGUUAAGGUUGUCAAAGCAAGGGGGAAAUUUACCCGCUCUGGAGGAAUAGCUCAAGGAAUAGCUGAACUCGAAGAAGAAACACGCGUGCUCAUCAUGGAUGUUGAUGUGAUGUUUACUAUUAACUUUCUGAAUCGAGUUGUAAGGAACACGAGACAAGGCAAGUCAGCUUUCUUCCCCAUCUAUUUCAGCAGGUAUGACCUUCGAUCAAUUCAAGCCAGAGAAGGUGAAUCAACCAAACGCUUUCUGUUCGGUGAGAGCUACGGGAUGUGGCGAUACUUCAGUUACGGUGUCGUUGGAAUAUAUAAAAGUGAUAUAUUAGAUGUUGGAAACUUUGACAGGUCGCUGCAGGGCUGGGGGAUGGAAGAUGUGAAGUUUUAUGAUCAAUGCCUGUCUUGGAAGUUGCCAGUGUUUAGGACAGUGGACCCAGGUUUGUGGCACAUGUACCAUCCAAGACACUGCGACCCCCAUCUGCGACUAGAACAGCUCGAGAUGUGCUUCAAGUCCAGGCUAGAGUUACAAAGGUCGCAACGCGCACUUGCCAUGAUUGUCUUCAAUCUCACCAGAUCAAAUCUGAUGCGCUAAGCAGCUCGCCGCCUUGCACAAUGUAUGUCAUAUAUAGACUAGUGUUCAUCCGUGUAUUAGAGAAUAGUCAUGGCUGGUAAUUUCACCCGCUGACAGUGCGAAUAUUUUCCUCAAAACGUUCACAAACACAAUAUUUUCGACAUGGUAUGAUAAGUUGUUUUGAUGCAUGCUUCAAUUAUUAAUUUUCGAAAAUAUCAAUUGCGAUUUUGCAUUCAUUAAAAGCUCUAAAAAUAUAGUUUCUAAAUACCUUUUUCAUAUAUAAGAAGAAACGAGUCUCCGAUUCAAGCUGGUGUAUUGAAAGAUAAUGCCAUCUUCCCGAGGCAAGUGAGUUAACUGACUAUAAAAGUCCAGUUUCCAACCUUGCCGAACUAGGCUGGUAUUAUGGAGUUACAU